GUCGCUGAUUUCACGAAGUAAACAAAUUCCGUUUCCGCUUCCUUUACUGCCUCGAAUUUGAGACAUGGCGCAGGGCAAGAAUAAACGACUCACCAAAGGUGGCAAAAAGGGUGCCAAGAAAAAGAUUGUUGACCCUUUCACAAAGAAGGAUUGGUAUGAUGUGAAAGCACCAUCUAUGUUCAAUAUUCGUCAGAUUGGCAAGACACUGGUCACUAGAACACAAGGGACAAGAAUUGCCUCUGACGGUCUGAAAGGACGUGUCUUCGAGGUGUCUCUUGCCGAUCUUCAGAACGACGAAAUCACAUUCAGGAAGUUCAAGCUGGUGGCUGAGGACGUGCAGGGCAGGAAUGUGCUCACCAACUUCCAUGGCAUGGACCUCACAAGGGACAAGCUGUGCUCCAUGGUCAAGAAAUGGCAGACCAUGAUUGAGGCCCACGUUGAUGUGAAGACCACAGAUGGCUACCUGCUCCGCAUGUUCUCUAUUGGCUUCACCAAAAAGAAGCCUUACCAAGUCAAGAAGACCUGCUAUGCCCAACAUGCACAGAUCAAACUGAUCCGUAAGAAGAUGAUGGACAUCAUUACCAGGGAAGUGUCAUCCAAUGACAUGAAAGAAGUAGUAAACAAAUUGAUCCCAGACAGCAUUGGCAAGGACAUAGAGAAGGCCUGCCAGGGCAUCUAUCCUCUCCACGAUGUCUUUAUCAGGAAGGUCAAGGUCCUCAAGAAGCCCAAGUUUGAUGGUAUGUAGUCACUACUGGACCAAUGUGGCCCAAGUUUGAUGUGGGCAAGCUGAUGGAGCUGCACGGUGAGGGCGGAGGCAAGACCAUCGUCACGGAGACCGGAGAGAAGAUCGAACGGGCAGACAACUUUGAACCACCUGUGCUCGACUCUGUAUAGACACUUACUAAGCACCUUCACCUGUGAUGAGGCAAAGAAAAUAAAGAGAAAAAUACCUGAA
Dreissena polymorpha is the source of this 955-nucleotide messenger RNA. RefSeq names its product 40S ribosomal protein S3a. The transcript has 6 exons. The record is from RefSeq and is a predicted model, not a curated record. Gene Ontology annotation, cellular component: ribosome; cytosol. Gene Ontology annotation, molecular function: structural constituent of ribosome. Gene Ontology annotation, biological process: translation. Lineage: Eukaryota; Metazoa; Mollusca; Bivalvia; Myida; Dreissenidae. Bases 65 to 745 code for a protein of 226 amino acids.